Molecule: messenger RNA, 2967 nt
Organism: Microsporum canis CBS 113480
Lineage: Eukaryota; Fungi; Ascomycota; Eurotiomycetes; Onygenales; Arthrodermataceae
Product: kinesin family protein
Exons: 2
Coding region: 1-2967 (988 amino acids)
Biological process (GO): microtubule-based movement
Molecular function (GO): microtubule binding; ATP binding; microtubule motor activity
Source: RefSeq, a predicted model, not a curated record
AUGGCGGCCUCAGGUGGCGCGUCUUCAAUCCAAGUGACCGUUCGAGUGCGGCCGUUUACAAUUCGAGAGGCUGCACAGGUCUCAAAAUGCGACGAUGGCAUGGUUUUCAUGGGUGACGGGUCCCUUGCUAGCAAUGCUGCCCCUAAACUACAGCAAAAGGGCCUUCGCUCAAUCGUCAAGGUGGUGGACGAUAAAUGCCUAGUAUUCGACCCCCCUGAAGACAACCCCUUACAACGGUUUUCCAGAUCUGUCAUCCCCAACAGAGCCAAACGUGGCAAGGACCAGACAUUCAUGUUUGAUCGAGUAUUCGACGAGAAUACGACCCAGGGAGACGUCUAUGAAGCAUCUACAAAGCAUCUCCUAGACAGCGUACUGGAAGGAUAUAAUGCUACGGUCUUUGCCUAUGGUGCGACGGGAUGUGGGAAAACGCAUACAAUUACUGGAACCCCUCAGCAGCCGGGAAUAAUAUUCUUGACGAUGCAAGAAUUGUUUGAAAAAAUCGCAGAGAGGUCGGAAGAGAAAGUCACGGAACUGUCAUUGUCCUAUCUUGAGAUAUACAACGAAACCAUUCGUGACUUGCUUCUUCCUGGAGGAAGCAAACAAGGGCUUAUGCUCCGAGAAGACGCCAAUCAGACUGUAUCGGUUUCUGGACUGUCCACCCAUCGCCCUCAGAAUGUCCAAGAAGUGAUGGACAUGAUUAUGAGAGGAAACGAAUACCGAACAAUGUCCCCUACAGAAGCGAAUGAGACAUCUUCUCGGUCGCAUGCCGUGCUUCAGAUAAAUGUGGCGCAGAAGGACCGUAAUUCGGACCUCAAUGAGCCUCAUACAAUGGCGACCUUGAGCAUUAUCGACUUGGCCGGAAGUGAGCGAGCCAGUGCAACAAAGAACCGCGGCGAACGACUUGUGGAAGGCGCUAACAUUAACAAAUCCCUUCUUGCUCUGGGUAGCUGCAUCAAUGCCCUCUGCGAUCCACGGAAGCGCAACCACGUUCCGUACCGCAACUCAAAAUUAACCAGACUGCUAAAGUUCUCUCUUGGAGGUAACUGUAAAACAGUCAUGAUUGUCUGUGUUAGCCCUUCGAGUCAGCAUUUUGAUGAAACGCAGAAUACACUGCGCUACGCCAACAGGGCAAAAAAUAUUCAAACGAAAGUUACAAGAAACGUCUACAAUGUCAACCGUCAUAUCAAAGAUUUCCUUGUUAAGAUUGAUGAGCAGAUUGCCCUAAUCAAUGAACUGAAACAACAACAAAAGGAAUCUGAGUCAAUCGCCUUUGCCAAAUUCAAAAAGCAGAACGAAAAGAAAGAGGCUGUGCUACGUGAAUCGUUUGCACGUCUCCGCAGCGCAUAUGAACACGCCUUACCCGAUAGACAGGAGAAGAUCGAUUGUAUGGUACGGCUUAGACAAGUCAGUCGACGGAUGUCAGUGCUCUCCGCCUGGAUUGCCGCAUUUGACAAUGUAUGUGCAGCACGCGGCCAGGAUGAUACAAUGCCGAAUCUCCAGGCAAUUCGCAAGUCUGCCCAAGGGAUUCUUUUUGAAUUGGAAGGCAGCCGUCAACAUUACCAUCAGAAAAUUGGAAAGUCUUCUUGGGAAAGAACCUUGGAUUCUGCUCUAGAAGUAGGAAUCAAACAGAUUCGCGAGUUGGAAACAAGUGAUCAUACGGAUAUCGAAAACCUCAAGCGGGAGGCCCAAUUGUUGAAGUCUAAUGCUGAAUACGAAGCACUAAGUGCCGUAUCAGAGCAAGAUAAAACAGGGGAAUUCGAGACUAUUCAACGACUUCUUGAGGCUAACUUUGAAACCAUAUCAGCAAUUGAACAUAUUAUGCAACUUAGUGAAGAUGAAGCCAUUGAUACUGGCAAAAAGAUCCUUGGAAAACUUUUGGAAACUUGUUGUGCCAACACAUCUAACGUUGUUAAACCCAAUGGAAGCAGUCCUGCUAAAAUGGAAGCAUUCCCCCCUACUAGGAACGGCACCCCGAAGAGGCGUAAGAGGGUCAGUCUGGUCAGUCGAGUUUCUCUCUCGAAACCGCUUGUGCCUCCGGUCACAAUAACUCCGCCAGCCAACCAAACGCCGAUGAAAGGUUCUCCACGGAGGAGAAAAGGACCCGGAUUAAGAAAGAGUGUCUAUUUUACACCAAAGAAGUUAGGGAAACCUGCUAAGAGAAGUGUUAGAUGGAAAGAUGAUGCCGAAGACGGUCCUCUCGCGGAAUUCGAGAAAACUCCGCAAAAACCUCCUGCGUCGCCACAGCACCCAUCGAGCUCGCCUUCUUCUCUCCCGAUUCCAACUAUGGGAUCGUCUAUUCCUCUACGGUCGGGCUCGAGGGAAUCCUCUCCAAUACCAACCCCGCCAUCUAUACCAAGUACGUAUCCCAAAAACUCGAGAUUCCAGGCUGGGUUUUUGUCUAAGAAAACCAAUGAGGGUUCUCCCGGUCCCGCACCCGCGCCUCCUAGUUUAACCAGACUCUCCUUGUCGGACACGGAACAGCCAAGUCCUCUUCGCCAAAUCAGCAAUAGCAGUAUUCUGAACCGAAAGUCGCUCGACCGUGAAAGCAAUAACCGUUCGCCGGACGGUGAAGAACCCCUGAAAAUCAACAAAGUAGACGCUGUGAGAAUCGGUUCCGCCAUGCGACGCAUUUCCAGUGUCGGAUCCGGACCCGGUGGAUCUGCCAAUCGAACUCGACGCCGUAGCCCGAGUGUUUCGUCGAAUAGCCCUCCGAAUGAAAAUGCCAUGUUUACUGCCUCCCAGGCCCGAAGGAUGGUGAAAAGCGAAAAGGACCAGGAAGGCAAAUACGGUGUACUGGGUCCCAGAACAUUCCCUGUCACAAAACCUAACAACAAUCAACGGCGAGUUACUUCUAUGGACUUGGGCAGUUCUAGCAGAGACGGCAUAAGAUUUAGCGCAACUGCAAUUCCUUCCAGCAGCCCACCUCGAUCAAGCUUGCAGGGCACAGGGUCUAGUGCAUGCCGUUGA